Molecule: messenger RNA, 5316 nt
Organism: Peromyscus eremicus (cactus mouse)
Lineage: Eukaryota; Metazoa; Chordata; Mammalia; Rodentia; Cricetidae
Gene: Brd1
Product: bromodomain containing 1
Exons: 13
Coding region: 477-4049 (1190 amino acids)
Biological process (GO): regulation of transcription by RNA polymerase II
Cellular component (GO): MOZ/MORF histone acetyltransferase complex
Molecular function (GO): protein binding
Source: RefSeq, a predicted model, not a curated record
ACGCCGGGCGUCGGACUGCGGAGGAGGCGGAAGGCCUGGGGUCUCCUCGCGGCGUCUGCCCACGUCCUCGCCCCGGAGCCUUGGCGGUGCGGAGCGGGUCGCAUUAUGUAACAGAUAGGUCCGAUCUAUUUUGCCAAGACAGGAAACUCCCUUGAAGAGGGACGGGCUCGGAAGAUUUCCUAAGUCGAGCGCGUCCUGGUAUCUCCGGAGCAAGUGUGCAGCUCCGCCAAACUCCGUGGAUGUGUGCAGGAAACGCUGAGAAACGAACGCGCGUGCGCGGCUUUCUUGGGCCUUUAGGAGAGAAGCAACUUUCUGGGGCAUAAUUUGCAGAAAACACAGCUCCUCUUCGUGCACGGCAGUUGUGACACACUUAAACACACCUAGGAACCUAGGAAACCGCCCCCUUCGUGGAGGACAUUCCCUUCACUCAGCUGCGACUGUUUUUAGAGUUUCAAUCAUCUGGUAAUCAUUGCCAAAUGAGGAGGAAAGGACGAUGUCAUCGAGGCUCUGCAGCGAGGCAUCCUUCUUCUCCGUGCAGUAUUAAACACUCCCCCACUCGAGAAACAUUGACAUACGCACAAGCUCAAAGGAUGGUGGAGAUAGAAAUUGAAGGGCGUUUGCAUCGGAUCAGUAUUUUUGAUCCCUUGGAGAUCAUACUAGAAGAUGACCUCACUGCUCAAGAAAUGAGUGAAUGCAACAGUAAUAAAGAAAACAGUGAGAGGCCACCUGUUUGCCUACGAACUAAGCGUCACAAAAACAACAGAGUCAAAAAGAAAAAUGAAGCCCUCCCUAGCACCCAUGGCACCCCAGCUUCAGCCAGUGCUCUUCCCGAGCCUAAGGUGCGGAUUGUGGAGUAUAGUCCUCCUUCUGCACCCAGGAGGCCCCCUGUGUACUACAAGUUCAUUGAGAAGUCAGCUGAGGAGCUGGACAAUGAGGUGGAGUACGACAUGGAUGAGGAAGAUUAUGCCUGGUUAGAGAUCAUCAACGAGAAGCGGAAGGGUGACUGUGUCUCUGCUGUGUCACAGAAUAUGUUUGAGUUCCUGAUGGACCGCUUUGAGAAGGAGUCCUAUUGUGAGAACCAGAAGCAGGGUGAGCAGCAGUCCUUGAUUGAUGAGGAUGCAGUUUGCUGCAUCUGCAUGGAUGGGGAGUGUCAGAACAGCAAUGUUAUACUCUUUUGUGACAUGUGUAACCUGGCUGUGCACCAGGAGUGCUAUGGGGUGCCCUAUAUCCCUGAGGGCCAGUGGCUUUGCCGCCACUGCCUGCAGUCUCGGGCCCGCCCUGCGGAUUGCGUGCUGUGCCCGAAUAAGGGUGGUGCCUUCAAAAAGACAGACGAUGACCGCUGGGGCCAUGUGGUAUGUGCCCUGUGGAUCCCGGAGGUUGGCUUUGCCAACACGGUAUUCAUUGAGCCCAUCGAUGGUGUGAGGAACAUACCUCCUGCUCGGUGGAAACUGACAUGCUACCUCUGUAAGCAGAAAGGCGUGGGUGCCUGCAUUCAGUGCCACAAAGCAAAUUGCUACACAGCAUUCCAUGUGACAUGUGCCCAGAAGGCUGGCUUGUACAUGAAGAUGGAGCCUGUGAAGGAGCUGACUGGAGGCAGCACCACGUUCUCUGUCAGAAAGACUGCUUACUGUGAUGUCCACACACCUCCAGGCUGUACCAGGAGGCCUCUGAACAUUUAUGGAGAUGUUGAAAUGAAAAAUGGUGUCUGUCGAAAAGAAAGUUCAGUCAAAACGGUCAGGUCUACGUCCAAGGUCAGGAAAAAAGCAAAAAAGGCUAAGAAAACACUGGCUGAGCCCUGUGCGGUUCUGCCGACCGUGUGUGCUCCGUAUAUUCCCCCUCAGAGAUUAAAUAGGAUUGCGAAUCAGGUGGCCAUUCAGCGGAAGAAGCAGUUUGUGGAGCGAGCCCACAGCUACUGGUUACUCAAAAGGCUGUCUAGGAAUGGUGCUCCCCUGCUGCGGCGGCUCCAGUCCAGCCUGCAGUCCCAGAGAAACACGCAGCAGAGAGAAAAUGAUGAAGAGAUGAAAGCUGCCAAAGAGAAGCUAAAGUACUGGCAGCGGCUUCGACACGACCUAGAGCGUGCACGCCUGCUGAUUGAGCUGCUGCGCAAGCGGGAGAAACUCAAGCGGGAGCAGGUGAAGGUGGAGCAGAUGGCUAUGGAGCUCCGAUUGACACCACUGACUGUGCUGCUACGCUCAGUCCUGGAGCAGCUUCAGGAGAAGGACCCUGCAAAAAUCUUUGCCCAGCCCGUGAGUCUAAAGGAGGUACCAGAUUAUUUGGAUCACAUUAAACAUCCCAUGGACUUUGCCACAAUGAGGAAAAGGCUAGAAGCUCAAGGGUAUAAAAACCUCCAUGCGUUUGAGGAGGAUUUUAAUCUCAUUGUAGAUAACUGCAUGAAGUACAAUGCCAAGGACACCGUGUUCUAUAGAGCUGCAGUGAGGCUGCGAGAUCAGGGAGGUGUUGUUUUGAGGCAGGCCCGGCGUGAGGUGGACAGCAUCGGCCUGGAAGAGGCCUCAGGAAUGCACCUGCCUGAACGACCUGUCGCAGCCCCUCGGCGGCCUUUCUCCUGGGAAGAUGUGGACAGGUUGCUGGACCCAGCCAACAGGGCCCACAUGGGCUUGGAGGAGCAGUUGAGAGAGCUACUGGACAAGUUGGACCUCACCUGCUCCAUGAAGUCCAGCGGCUCACGGAGUAAACGGGCAAAGCUGCUCAAAAAAGAGAUUGCUCUUCUCCGAAACAAGCUGAGCCAGCAGCACAGCCAGUCCCCAUCCAUAGGGACAGGGACAGGAGGCUUUGAAGACGAUGCUGCUCCACUGGGGCCGGACACAGGGGAGGAAGGAGAUAAAUCUCCCCCUAAACUUGAACCAUCAGAUGCAUUACCUCUUCCUUCAAACUCGGAGACUAAUUCAGAACCACCAACCCUCAAACCAGUAGAACUCAACCCCGAGCAGAGUAAACUAUUCAAAAGAGUCACAUUUGAUAAUGAAUCACAUAGCACUUGCACUCAGAGCGCACUGGUAAGCGGACACCCUCCAGAGCCCACCCUCGCCAGUAGUGGCGAUGUGCCGGCGGCGGCGGCGGCCUCCGCAGUGGCGGAGCCAUCAAGCGAUGUAAACAGACGCACUUCUGUUCUCUUCUGCAAAUCGAAAAGUGUAAGCCCCCCAAAGUCUGCCAAGAACACUGAAACCCAGCCAACUUCUCCUCAGCUAGGGACCAAAACCUUUUUGUCUGUAGUCCUUCCGAGGUUGGAGACUCUACUGCAGCCAAGGAAAAGGUCGAGGAGCACAUGUGGAGACUCCGAAGUGGAGGAGGAGUCCCCGGGAAAGCGCCUGGAUACAGGUCUCACCAAUGGCUUUGGGGGUACCCGAAGCGAGCAGGAGCCGGGCAGUGGCCUGGGGAGGAGAGCUGCGCCCCGACGGCGCUGUGCAUCUGAGUCCAGUAUUUGCUCCAGCAACAGCCCACUCUGCGACUCAAGUUUUAGCACACCCAAGUGUGGGCGAGGGAAGCCUGCCCUUGUGCGAAGGCACACACUAGAAGACCGCAGUGAGCUGAUCUCCUGUAUUGAAAACGGGAACUAUGCUAAGGCGGCCAGGAUUGCAGCUGAGGUGGGACAGAAUAGCAUGUGGAUUUCCACUGAUGCUGCUGCCUCUGUCCUGGAGCCCCUGAAAGUGGUAUGGGCCAAGUGCAGCGGCUAUCCCUCCUACCCAGCACUGAUCAUUGACCCCAAGAUGCCACGAGUGCCUGGCCACCACAAUGGUGUCACCAUCCCCGCUCCACCCUUGGAUGUGCUGAAGAUCGGUGAGCACAUGCAGACCAAGUCUGAGGAGAAGCUGUUCCUUGUUUUGUUUUUCGACAAUAAGAGAAGCUGGCAGUGGCUUCCCAAGUCCAAGAUGGUUCCUCUUGGUGUUGACGAGACCAUCGACAAGCUGAAAAUGAUGGAAGGGAGGAACUCUAGCAUCCGGAAAGCCGUGCGGAUUGCAUUUGAUCGAGCCAUGAAUCACCUGAGCCGGGUCCAUGGGGAGCCAGCCAGUGACCUCAGUGACAUUGACUGAGGUGGCUUCCAGCAAAGCCACAGCCAGCCGGGAGCCUUGUCCAUAGUGUUAAUAAGCUGUACAUGUUUGUAUAUUGUUCAGAACUUAACUUAUUCUGAUUUUCUAGGUGUAGUUCUUUAAUUCUUUUUCCCCAGGGAGGGGGAGGUUUCACUUCCAAGUUUUCUAUGAAACCAUCUUGUCCUGGCGCUUUGCAAGUGGGGCAGGCGUGUUCCGAGCAGUGCGGUGUGGGUGUCCCACUGGUGGUGCCGCGGCCUCACUUACUUUAAUCUCUAGUUUUUUUCUUUUCUUUCUUUUUUUUUUUAAAGACUUUUGAAUGUUUAAUAAUUUUGUAGAUCAUGCUCUUUACACAGAGUACCGCUUAUUUAAUAAGACGGGAUGUAAAUUUACAAUGACAAAUGUGUAUUUUAAGAAAGAAAAUGACAUUAUUUUGAAUGGUACUUUGUGCAAAGAGGGAAUAAAUUUAUGCUGUGUGCAUCACUUGCAAAUCACCAAAAAAAAUGUCCCGCCAGCUGCUGCCGGGCAGGGCCCGUUCUCAUCCUUCUGUCUGCCCUGAGUCUCCUGCUCCGCCCUGACUCCUGCAGGCCUGCCUCCCAGCGGGUUAUUUAUUGUAGAAAGUGUACUCAUUUGCUUUAUAAUGAAAAAUAAAUUUGCAAAGGUAUAUUGAUAUGCAUUUUUAUACAGGCACAUAAAAAUUCAACUUUGGUGUGGGAGCAGAAUGUGUUGUGUGGUUAUAUACAUGACUGGCCUGUGUGUACUUUGAUUUUGUAACUUGUAAUCUUUUGUUUACAAUGAGGGGCUUUCUGUAACUUGUUUUAAUUUAGAACACUUUGGUAGCAAUAGACCUUUGGAUACAUUUUUGUAUGGUACAUGUGAUGUAUAUAGAAUUAGUACUUUAUUUUUAUUUUUAAGAGGUAAAGCAUUAUGUUAGGGGGGAAAAGGCAGGGUGGGUUUCCAAAUUUGCAUUUUUAUAUUAAAAAUAAAGUGAAGAUUUGGACAGUGUGGCCCUCUCAUUCCUGCAUCACUAGGAGGCUGGGUGAGCUGUAGCCUGAGAUGUAUGAGGGCAUUGGGGCGUUGAGUGGGUGGUGUGACCAGGUAGAUGACACACUUGAUUUUAACAAUUCACCUGGGAUGGCAUUAUUUAUUAUUUUGCCUAAUCAUAUUUUUAUUUUAAAGCUAAAUAGUUACUAAAAAAUUUAAAUGUUCUUUUAAGUCUACAUGUUUGUAAUAUCUCCAUAGAAACUUGAAAAUAAAAAGUCUUCCUUUGGUA